Molecule: messenger RNA, 3036 nt
Organism: Aspergillus calidoustus
Lineage: Eukaryota; Fungi; Ascomycota; Eurotiomycetes; Eurotiales; Aspergillaceae
Source: the annotation of a GenBank genome assembly
CGGCAGAACAGUUGAUCCGGGGACCCCCUGCGGAGCCGGAGUUUAUCUUUUUUUUCCGCCUAGAAAAAAAGUAGUCGGCCAGAACAAGCACAACUGAAGAUUCAGCAACAACAUAUAUUUACUAUUCACGGAGCCAGCUAUAAAACAUGGCAAGGCAUACAAAGAGUCGCACGAAGCCAAAGGUGCCAAGCGGCCCUGCCAAUGGCAAAGGCAGCGCGUCCUCAAUCGGGAAAACGCCCAAGUCGAUGGUUAUUCGAAUCGGAGGAUCGCGAGUCGGGAGCAGUGUUAGCCAGCUGGUCAAGGAUGUUCGUUUGAUGAUGGAGCCAGAUACUGCUGUGCGAUUAAAGGAACGCAAAUCAAACAGAUUACGAGACUACACGGUUAUGUGUGGCCCUCUCGGCGUCACGCAUCUCCUCCUCUUCUCCAAGUCAUCUACAGGAAACACAAAUAUGCGCUUAGCGCUCACGCCGCGCGGCCCAACCCUCAAUUUCAAAGUAGAAAGCUACUCUCUUUGCCGAGACGUCGAGAAGGCCCAAAAGCGACCACGAGGCGGAGGUCAAGACCACAAGACACCUCCUCUACUUGUUAUGAACAACUUCAACACCGCCGACUCAGACGAGAACUCGAAAGUUCCCAAGCGCCUUGAAGGCCUUACGACGACCAUCUUCCAGUCCCUCUUUCCCCCAAUCAACCCACAAGCCACGCCCCUCUCUUCUAUUCGCCGCGUCAUGCUGCUCAAUCGUGAACCCGCCUCCAAGUCUGACGAUGAGGGGUCAUAUGUUUUGAACUUGAGACAUUAUGCGAUUACGACGAAGAAGACGGGCAUUUCGAAGCGGAUUCGACGGCUGGAUCCGAAGGAGGUCCGGCAUAGAGAGAAGCACGGGGCAGCCGUACCUAAUCUUGGGAAGUUGGAAGAUGCUGCGGAUUAUCUACUUGAUCCUUCGGCUGCUGGGUAUACAUCUGCCAGUGAGACAGAGGUGGAUACGGAUGCGGAGGUUGAAGUUACAGGAACAACCACGAGAAAGGUGCUCACGAAACGGGAGCUGCAGCGCAUGCAAUCGGGAGAAAAGGUCGAUAAGAAGACGAGCACGACCGAAGUUGAGAAAAGAGCCGUCAAAUUGGUUGAACUCGGUCCCCGGUUACGACUCCGGCUGAUCAAGGUCGAGGAGGGACUUUGCGAAGGCAGGGUUAUGUGGCACGAUUAUAUUCACAAGUCCGAGAAAGAGGUCGACUCAUUGGAUAAGAACUGGGACCAGAAGAAGAAGGCCAAGGAAGAGCGCAAGAGGCUUCAAAAGGAGAACGUCGAGCGGAAGAAGCAGGACAAAGCCAAAGCUCGCGCUGAGGGCAAGGAAGUUGAGGAUAGUGAGGGUGAGGACGAGGAUGUCGACAUGGAUGAUGAGUGGCUAAGCGAUGAUUUCGAUGAAGACGAAGAUGUUGAAGCCAAAUCAGAGGAGGGGGAUGAGUCCAUAGAGGAGUAAGUCAGAGUUGACAGGGAUACCCUAUAGUUCGAUAUUGGUUCGAUGGCCUAGAAGGUAGGUUAUAUUACAUCUCUCUGCCUUGUCGCCAUUGUUGGCUGGAGUAAAUUGGCAUUCUUUCUACGGAAGCAUGUGAUGCGAGAGUCUAGGAUAAUGAAGAUCCUACUAAUUUCAUCGAAUGGACGAGUUGCUAAAUAAGCUGCGUGAACGAUCUUAUGAUGAAGGGCCGGUAACCCUAAUUUCUCCGUUGUGCAAUCAAAGUGAUCAUGCAGAUCCCUCUUACCAGCCAGCUAUCAUACACGUAGCUACAUGGAUUUGGCGGAAACAAUCUCGGCAUCGACCAGCACUUACAGUGACUCGUUGAAGUAUCUUUGAGCUUACCUGGCUAUGUACUAGGAACAUCUUCAUAUCCAUGUUUCUAUCUACAAAUACUGGCUUGUCAUCUUGAGUGCUCUAUCUAUGAUACAACGCCGUCCUUCUUCAACUGAGCAAUCUCCUUCACACUGUACUGAAGGACCUCGCCCAGAAUCUCAUCGGUGUGCUGACCCAGCGUAGGCGGCGGCGUCCGCACACCAGGUGUCGCAUGUGAGUAUUUAAUCGGUGUAUUGACCAACUUCAUAGGACCGCACGCUGGAUGGUCAACAUCUACGAUCAUCCCACGGGCUUUGACUAUACGAGAAAGAGGGGUUAGAGAGACUCGUGCAUUAACCAGAUUUAGGUUUCUCACCGUGCUCGUGGUUCAAUGUCCCUUGAAUAUCGUUGACGGCGGCAUACGGCAUCCCACUACCUUCCAUGAUCUCUAGCCAAUGUUGCGUGGUCUUUUCCCUCACGCGGUCUUCGAUCAAACCGUCAAUUUCUGCUCGGUGCUUCACACGGUCACUGUUGGUAAGGAAACGGGGGUCUUCUUUCCAAUCGGGGUGACCCAGGCGAUCACACAACACGCCGAAGAGUCUGUCGUUGCCGCCGCCGAAGAGAAUGUCUCCGUCAAGUGUGCUGUAACUUCGGUAUGGUACGAUUGAUGCUUCAAGCAGUCAGUACAGCAGGACCGGCAAUAUGAUGAUUAAUCUGUGGCAUACGAUGUUCAGUCCCCCAUCGCCCCGAGUCCUUUUUCCCACUAAUCAAGGCCGAGCUUGCAAUAUUGGCCAAUGUCGCAACCUGGCAGUCGCUCAGGCACGCAUCAAUAUGCUGGCCCUUUCCAGUCCUCACGCGCGCAAGCAAAGCAGCCAUAAUCGCGUUCGAUGUAUACAGCCCCGUUGUCAGAUCGGUAACGGCGACACCGACUUUGACCGGAUCACCAUUUCUACUUCCCGUAAUAUGCAUCAAUCCGAAUUCAGCCUCUACCAUCACGUCGUAGCCAGCUCUGUUGCUGUAGGGCCCGGUCUGGCCGUACCCGGUGAUACUCGCGUAGAUCAGGCUGGGGUUGAUUUCUCGUAGUGUCUCAUAAUCCAUGUUGUAUUUUUUGAGACUGCCAGGAAGAUAGUUCUCCACGAGGACGUCGCAUUCUUUGACUAGUUUAUGGAGGAUCUCGACGCCGGACUUGUGUUGGAAAGAGAGGCCCACG